Anneissia japonica is the source of this 1119-nucleotide messenger RNA. RefSeq lists its product as uncharacterized. Gene Ontology annotation, molecular function: nucleic acid binding. Gene Ontology annotation, biological process: DNA integration. Bases 1 to 1119 code for a protein of 372 amino acids. The transcript has a single exon. Lineage: Eukaryota; Metazoa; Echinodermata; Crinoidea; Comatulida; Comatulidae. The record is from RefSeq and is a predicted model, not a curated record.
AUGGCCGUUGAUGUCCAGGAAGAGGAGUCCCUAGCUGACAGAAUAAACGCUAACAGACAUAGCAGCUAUCAAAAGCUAUUGAGAGUAACUGCUAGGAUUCUUCGGAUAUAUGAGAAGAAAAGGUUGAGCAGCGUGGCAGACGAGAUCACUGCAGAGGAUUUGAAAAGGGCAGAAAUAUUCUGGGUGAAGGAAUCCCAGAAAACAAUGGUUAAACUGCUAAAAGAAGACAGGGCUCAAUUUGAUAAGAGAUAUGCUCGAUUGGGCCCCAGGAUCCGUGAAGAUGGUGUGAUUGUCGUUGGGACUAGAAUAAAGAGUCAUGUUCACUUUAGCUAUAACAAGGAAGAAGUGCCUCUGUUACCGUAUGAUCAUAACUUCACAAAGCUAUAUGCCAAGAGCAUACAUGACAGAGCUCACUUGGGUGUUCAGUCAACGGUAGCCAAGAUCCGCCUUUACUACUGGAUCAUUAAUGUUCGGAGAAUGGUAAAGACCAUAAAGUAUCAUUGUGUGGACUGCAGGAAGUUUGAAAAGAACACGUCAGCACAGCAGAUGGCGCCUUUGCUAGAUAAUCGACUAAAACCAUCACCGGCUUGGACAUACGUAGGUGUGGAUUUGUUUGGACCCUUCACGACAAGGGGAGAAAUCAAUAAACGGGCAAGAGGAAAGUCGUAUGGCGUAGUGUUUGACUGUCUCGUGACGAGGGCUGUUUACAUAGAUAUAGCUACCAGCUACAGUGCAGAUGCAUUUCUGCUUGUUUUCAGAAAGUUUGUGUCUCUAAGGGGAUAUCCCGAAGAGGUAUAUAGUGACGGAGGGACACAAUUAAGCGCUGCAGCAAAGCAGUUAAAGGAAUUCGGUGGGAGACAUGGCAUUAAGUGGAAGUUUUCGACACCCGAUGCUCCGUGGCAGAAUGGAGUGGCGGAAAGUUUGGUGAAGGGCAUUAAGAAGGGCAUUAAGAAGGCCAUCAAUCAUGCCAUUGGGGAACAAAUACUUACCUUUAGUGAACUGCAAGCAGUUAUGUUUGAGGCGGCAAACCUGGCCAACGAGAGAACGAGAGGCCGAUUGGCAAACAUCCGACACACCCACAGGAUGGGUCAUAUAUGUGUCCGAAUGAUUUGUUACUAG